GGAAGGCAGGAAAUCCAAGAUGGUGGUUCUGGUGCUAGAUAAUGGCGCCAGUGCAGCGAAAGUCGGAUUUAACACAGCUGAUAGUCCAAGGCUUAUACCGAACUGUAUUUUCAAAGCGAAGAGCGAAAGAAGAAAGUUGUUUAUUGGCGAUCAACUGGAAGAGUGUAAAGAUUAUUCCGGAUUAUUUUACCUUCUACCUUUUCAAAAGGGCUUCUUAGUGAACUGGGAUGUAGAGAAGCAGAUAUGGGAUUACAUGUAUGGUAAAGAGGUUAUGAAGGUUGAUUUUCCUGAAACAACCAUUCUGAUGACUGAACCGCACUUUAACUUUACCUCUAUCAAGGAUGCUACAGAUGAAAUUUUGUUUGAAGAAUAUAAUUUCAAAGCCCUGUGCCGAAUAUCAGCUGCCCAAUUGAGUGCCUUCAAAUGUCACAAAGAAGAAGUAGACAAACGUCUUAUAUGCCUGGUUGUAGAUACUGGAUAUUCAUUUACACACAUUGUGCCUGUUCUCAAUGGAAAAAUAUUAAAGAAAGGCAUAAAAAGGAUUAAUGUUGGUGGAAAACUGUUGACUAACCACCUAAAGGAAAUCUUAUCUUACAGGCAACUGCAUGUGUUAGAUGAAACAUAUGUCAUUAAUCAGGUUAAAGAGGACACUUGUUAUGUAUCAGAUGACUUUUAUAGAGAUAUGAAUAUCUCUAGGCUCAAAGGUGCCAAAAACACAGUUGUGAGGGAUUAUGUGUUGCCUGACUAUACCCAUUUGAAGCGAGGCUAUGUUAAGUCAGCAACAGAAAUGUGGCUUGGAACUAGGAAAGAAAAUGAGCAGAUCUUACGAAUGAACAAUGAAAGAUUUGCUGUUCCAGAGCUUUUGUUUCAUCCGUCAGAUAUAGGAAUCCAUGAAAUGGGAAUACCAGAAGCAAUAAUUCAUUCGAUAGAACAAUUGCCAGUGGAAAUGCAGCCUCAUUGUUAUAUGAACAUACUUUUGACUGGAGGAUGUUCACUGUUCCCAGGAAUGAAAGAAAGAGUUUUCUCCGAGGUUCGAUCACUUGCUCCUUGUGAUGUAGACGUUGCUGUUUAUUGCCCAUCAAAGCCUGUAACACAUGCUUGGGAUGGUGGAGUUGCUCUGUCGAAGACCGACAUGUUUGCUAGUAAGAUGUGUGUGACUAAAGCCGAGUACGACGAACACGGAAAGAACAUCUGCAGAGAAAAAUUCGAUUCUUGAUUCUGCUGUAUUUGUCAUUUUAGAUCUUUCUCGUCAAUUGCUGUUGCAUAUCAACUACUAGAGAGAUAGUUGGAAGCCUGAGAGAACCAUGUGAUUCACUUUUUGGGGCUUUCAGAGUAAGUCGGUCUGUAACUGAUUUUGCGAUAUGGUAAGUUAUCAAGCAAAGUUAGGACGAUUUGAAAUUAUUGACGAAGUGAAAGAACUCUUCGUACCUAUGUCAAAAGCCACAUUUUCUGACUUCAUGGGAGCAGAAUACUCCAGUUCCUCGGCUCUGUACAUAUAGUCGUACAGAUUCAUUCCAGGAGCACGUUCAAACGCUGCACCGCCGCCAUGCUUGACUGCCUCUGGAAAGGCCAGCAUGGUACACGGAAGGCAAGGCAUGAUAGUCAAAAUAGCGCCUAGUCACUUUUGUUGGCAUCUAGCAGGAACAGUUGUUCACGUUGUUAUACCUAUGAUCUCAUAGUUGGAACAGGAAAGGACGUUAUGGAGGCUCAAUAAAGUCCUAACGCCACAA
This is a messenger RNA of Stylophora pistillata, 1730 nucleotides long. Its product is annotated as actin-related protein 6. NCBI's taxonomy places the organism in Eukaryota, Metazoa, Cnidaria, Anthozoa, Scleractinia, Pocilloporidae. The record is from RefSeq and is a predicted model, not a curated record.